UUGGUAAAAGAGUCGAGCGACAAAAUGCAGCUACCUUUCAGAUAGCCUUGGGGGAGUUUUGAUAGCUUUAGCGAAUUUUCCCCAACAAUUAUGCCGCAAACGAGAGUGGGAGAAGUUGUCUGUGGAACAGAAAUCACAGUAACAGCGCACACACAGGCAGAUAAUCACAAGCGAAGGAGGUGUGCGGCGGGAAAGGGGACAAAAACGCUACACGGGGAAAAAUCAGCUGUGCCGCAGCAAGGCAAAUUGGUGCUGUGACGUUGUCGUGGAAACUGUCCUCUAGCGACAAGGCAGAUACAGAUUCUUACGGAUAAAUAGUUGAUUUAUUUAAUUUUUUAUUUAACUAGACAAGUUAAAGAGAACAAGAACAAAUUCAUAUUUACAAUGACGGCCUAUGAACAGUGGCAGAACGACAUAUUUUAACCUUGUCAGCUCGGGGAUUCGAUCUGCAACCUUUCGGUUACUGGACCAACGCUCUAACCACUAGGCUACCUACCGCCCCAACUGAAUAAUUGUUGGCAACACUGGCUACAAUACGAGGAGUGGUUGGUGGUGGAGUUAAACCUAUUGCGUCUCUGUGCUAUCAAGACGAGGAGGGGGGGUUAUCUUGAGGGCAAAUGGCAAGUGAAGGAAUUCCUCCCCAAUCUUCUGUUCCCAUGGCUAACAGCAAAGAGAAGCAAAAUACUAACAGCAUUUGAGAUAUCGAUGCGUACCUUUUUCACAAAGAUUAUUGUGGCCCUGAACCGUUGUCCUCAUGUGACUGAGUGCUUUAGUGAGACUUGAGAGGUGCCACCUGUGGAAGAGAAGCAUUGGCAGUUUCCACCUUUGCUGACUAGUUGAUUCUUGCAUUUUGUGGUUUCUUCUUUGUUUGGCAGAUGUAUCAUGUGCAGCGUAGCCUACGGAACAAUUAUUAAGAAUCACGAAAAUAUGUAAAUUAGAGCCCGACCGAAAUUAGAUUUUUGCUUCCGAUUCCAAUACCUCUUUUACGGAGGCAGCAAAGUCGCCGAUAUAUUGUUUUUUUAGAGGUGGAACUAAAAACAUACUUUAUUUAAAUUUAUUUUUUACACACUUCAAGGGAUUAACAGAUACUCUGAAUGAUGAUUAAGAAUCACGAAGAAGAUGAGUUUGUUGCUGUGCGGGUCCAAGAUCCUCGGGUUCAGAAUGACGGGUCUUGGAAUUCGUACGUAGAUUUCAAGAUAUUCCUACAUACCAACAGCAAGGCUUUCACGGCCAAGACGUCAUGUGUGCGCCGUCGCUACAGUGAGUUUGUCUGGCUCAAGAAGAGGAUGCAGAAGAACACUGGCUUGGUACCUGUCCCAGACCUGCCCAGCAAGCCCUUCUUCUCCUCUAGUGGUGAGGACUUCCUGGAGAAGAGGAGGAAAGGCCUGCAGUCCUUUCUGGACAAAGUGUGUAGCAUGACAGUAUGUCUGUCAGAUAGCCAGCUCCACCUCUUCCUGCAAACCCAACUGCCGGUUGGUCACAUCCUGGACUGUGUGCAGGGCCACACCCCCUACACUGUGACAGAGGCCAUCCUCACCUACGGCUCAUCCAAUGAGGGCCGAGUUCCAGAAGAGGACUCAGCCCAGGACCCGAGUCUUACUCCAGUUCCUUAUGAGUCCAUGGAGAGCCCUGUUCCUCAUCUACCUACCCUGCGAUGUGAAGAGCCCCUCACCCCUGUGAACCUCACCUCCAGUGAGCCAGAGGGCCUACGGACUGAGAAGUUCCUAGCUGACCCCCAUGACAUAGACGCUGUAGAGUUCAAGCUCGGUGAGAACCCUUCCUCAGAGGUCACCCAAGAGGACCACGAUGUAGUCCAUGUAGAGGCCGCCCUGGAGACACACAGCCCAGUGGAGACUAUCUAUAAGUGGGAAGGCCAUGAAGACUCUACCCCAGAAAGGUGGUGUGAGGUGAUCCACCACCAAGGGGAUUGUCAACAGCAGACACUUGUGGAAGCGCACUCUGAAAAGUACACCGGCUUGGAGGAGGAGUGUGUAACGGAGGUGAAGAAUGAGAGGGUCAUUGAGGAGACCCAUACAGACACGACUACACAGACAAUCCCUCCCAAACAGAGUAGCCCAGAGCUAGACAUCCAUGAGGAAACCCCUCAAGAUGGCCUAAGGGAGACCGUUCUAGAGGACCUUAACCCUGCGGAGGAAGCUCAAGAAACAACCUCCGAAGGGGACAGUGACAAAGACACAGUAACAGCCAUUGAGCUGGACAGCCAAGGACACACGGAUGAGAUCAACUCCCACGUAGAGAUCAGCCUAGAGGUGGAAAGUGUUGAUGACUCAACCCAAGAGGUAGAAAAUUGAGACGUUGCAACCCAAAAGGUAGAAAUCGAUGACUCAUCUUGAGGUGGAAAGUGGCGAUGAGGCAACCCAAGGGAAGACUCCCUUUGACAUUCAACAAGUAGAUAAUCAGCUGGACACAACAGAAGAGGUUGAUAGUGACGAGGAAAUUAAUGGAGAGGACGGGGAGAGUCUUGGGAAUGGGGAGACUACAACAUCCGAUGGGAGUAAUAAGGAGAGCGACAACAAGGACACGAGACAAAUGGCUACAUGGAGUCAGCUCCUGAGAAGGGACAUCACAAAUCAGACCACACAGAGGCAGAAGAAGUCCUCAACAACAGACAUUCUAAAGCCCGAAACUAACCAAGAUCCCUCACAUGAAGAAAUAACACCUGAGGUACCCAAUGCUCAGCGGACCAAUGGUGUCAAAGUCGGAGAGGGAAUUAGUCUAACUCAACCAGCUGUGUUGCCCCAAUGGCAUUAAUGUGGCAAAUAAUUUGGCAGUUAAUUCGCAUGCCUUCUGAAUGCUGUGUGAUCCAGAACUGUGAUGCUGUUUAAACGUGAUUACGUGAGUUUGGUGUGGGUGAAUGUUACUCAAGACACUUGCAACUUAUCAUGCCAUCAACUUUGACUGUGUUUUAUUCAUAAGUUCUGGGGGGGAAAAGUGUCAUCCUGCAUGCGUUCCCUUAGCCAUUCUGUGUUGCUGUUGUGGGGCAGGUUUCUGGGUUCAGCUUGAACAAACGAGGAUGAGUGUCGUUCCACCUAAAAGCACAAGAAUUGUGCUUGAAACAGGUUUCAUUCCAGAAACAUUAUUUUGUGGAAAUAUAAUUUGAUCUCUGAGAAAUAAAUACAGUACCUAACAUCCUA
This is a messenger RNA of Oncorhynchus nerka (sockeye salmon), 3155 nucleotides long. It is a transcript of the gene snx11, whose product is annotated as sorting nexin 11. Lineage: Eukaryota; Metazoa; Chordata; Actinopteri; Salmoniformes; Salmonidae. The transcript is spliced from 7 exons. Bases 1095 to 2312 code for a protein of 405 amino acids. Gene Ontology annotation, molecular function: phosphatidylinositol phosphate binding. Gene Ontology annotation, cellular component: endosome. The record is from RefSeq and is a predicted model, not a curated record. Gene Ontology annotation, biological process: vesicle organization; intracellular protein transport.